AUGACCGAUCCUCAAGUACUACCUCUUGCGCCUAGGCCGCCUCUUAGAAAAGCUGAAGUUUGUUACGGAGCCACUUUUUUCAACAUCUCUUCUUACGGAAUUUUCGAAGAAUAUGAAACUCCGGGUGUCAUCUUCGAACAUGCAUUGCCUCUCCUUGAGAUACAAAUCAUUCUCAUCUUCGUUUCCAUCGUCUUAUGUCAUAUGUUCCUCAGACGUAUUGGCAUACCACAGUUCGUGUCGCACAUGCUUGCCGGUUUCAUUUUGGGACCUCAGCUAUUUGAUCUGGUGGAGUUUUCAUCAGACAGGUUAUCGUUAGACGUCCCCGGAGACGUCGCGUUGGAAGGUGUGGCCAGGUUUGGGUUGGUAAUGUUCACGUUCUUGAUGGGCGUGAAGACCAACAAGAAAGCCGCAUUUCAAACCGAUAGACGGACGAUCAUUAUAGCGGUUUCAACCUUUCUCGUAACUAUGAUCAGCGGAUUAGCCUUCAGAAACUUCCGUCUCGACAAGGUUGACCCUCUUUAUAUGCCUCUGAGGCUGGCUCCAACAGAACGUACCGUGAUUGCUGCGGUUCAAGCAUUAACGCUGUUACCGGUUAUAACACACCUCGUAUAUGAGCUCAAAAUUCCAAACUCGGAGCUCGGCCGCAUCGCCAUAUCUAUCGCCGCCAUCAACGAUCUCCUUGGAUUUACCACUCUGAUAUGCGUCUCCUAUGUAGGAACAUACAGGUACGUAUCGCCCAGCAUUGCCAACCGUGAUAUGGUAGCAAUGAUCAUCUUAGUCCUUGUGAUCCUAUUCAUUGUCAAGCCUAUGGCACAACGAAUAGUUGAUAUUACCCCAGAAGGCAAGCCCGUACCGAGAAUAUACUUAUACGCAACAAUCAUGACAGCAAUCGCCGCGAGUAUUUACUCAGAAUUUUUCAACCAAAUCCAUGUUCUAGGAGCUUUUUUGGUUGGGAUGGCGAUCCCAGAUGGUCCGCCUUUGGGAUCUGCAUUAGAGGACAAGUUCGAGAGCUUGGUUACAAACAUAUUUUUCCCUAUUUCAAUCGCAGUUAUGACGAUGAAAGGUGACGUUCUAAGGGCAUUAUAUUCGUUCGAUGACAUUUCCUUUAACAUAGUUCUUGUGAUUCUUACAUCGGUCGUAAAAUGGACGGCCACGUUUGUACCUUGCAUGAUCUGCAAGUUACCUAUGAAAGAAUCUGUUAUCAUUGCCACUAUAAUGAACUAUAAGGGUUUUGUCGACUUAUGCUUCCUCGAUGGCGCUGUAAAAAAGAAGAAUUUAACGCAAGCAACGUACACUUUCAUGAUGAUUUACGUGCUCUUGAAUGCGGGAAUUUUACCUACGAUUGUGAAGGCACUAUAUGAUCCAAAGAGGAAAUAUAUUGGAUACGUCAAGAGAGACAUUAUGCAUCUGAAGUCGAACUCAGAUCUCAAGAUUCUAACUUGUUUGCACAAACCUGACAAUAUCUCAGGCGCGAUCUCGUUGCUUAAAUUGAUUUCUUUGCCGCUAAACAACGAGAACAAAGACAGAAGAGUCAUUGCUGUCACGACGUUAUACCUAGUAAAACUCGCCGGACGUAUGUUUCCAAUCUUGAUACCGCACGACAAGCGGUCUAAAGCACGAUCGCUUCAAAACUCUUACAUCCAAACAAUGAUGCUCGCGUUCAACGAGUUUCAACAAGAGAAUUGGGAAUCUUUGACUAUUAAUUCUUUCACAGCUUACUCUCAUGAGGAUCUUAUGGAUCAAGACAUUUGCAAUCUUGCUUUAGACCAACUCACAUCGAUGAUCAUUGUCCCUUCUGGACGAAGAUGGUCACCAGAUGGAUCAUAUGAAUCAGAAGAUAUUAUGAUCAGACGUGUGAAUGCUUCUCUCCUCGACCGAGCUCCAUGUUCUAUCGGUGUACUCAAUUACCGAGGAUAUCAUAAAGGUAAGAAAAGGACUAAUAGUACCAUUAACGUCGGUGUAAUCUUCAUUGGUGGUAAAGAUGAUCGUGAGGCGCUCUCGCUUGUGAAAUGGAUGAGACAGAAUCCGAGAGUAUGUCUCACCGUGACCCGAUUUUUAUCUGGUCAAGAACCAAAUAAGUCCAAGAAUUGGGACUACCUCAUUGAUGAUGAGGUCUUGAAUGAUUUGAAAGCAACAUACUCCACCGUCGAAAAUUUUUCGUAUGUAGAGAAGAUAGUCACUGGUGGACCCGCGGUAGCCACCACCGUUAGAUUGGUGGCGAAAGAUAAUGAUUUGGUGAUUGUAGGGAGAGGUCAUGACGAUGAGUCAAUGGAUUUCACGGGAUUGGCAGAGUGGAUGGAGCUUCCAGAAUUAGGAGUCAUCGGAGAUUUGCUUGCAUCAAAAGAAUUAAGAAGUAGGGUUUCUGUUUUAGUAGUACAACAACAACAAAAACAUGAAUGA
Messenger RNA from Camelina sativa (false flax), 2400 nucleotides. Its product is annotated as cation/H(+) antiporter 9-like. The record is from RefSeq and is a predicted model, not a curated record. Lineage: Eukaryota; Viridiplantae; Streptophyta; Magnoliopsida; Brassicales; Brassicaceae. Gene Ontology annotation, molecular function: antiporter activity. Gene Ontology annotation, cellular component: endomembrane system; membrane. Gene Ontology annotation, biological process: proton transmembrane transport; regulation of pH.